ACGGACCGGAAGUGGAAGCAGAAGUGACGUAAAGUGACGCUACGCACCUCGGCGCGCGAAGUCCGAACUGGCAGACGGCGGAGCACGCGCUGGUGCCCCGGACUAACUGGGGUGAAUUCUUGGGACCCUUGGUCGUGGAAGGCUUCCGCAGAGACUAGUGGGCCGAGAGGCGCGGAAACCCUGGAACUGGAAUUCCCUGGAAAACUGCGUCAGGCUGUUUUCCCACAGGCUGGCAUCCCUUACCUGGAGUGGCUGAGACCCUGAGAUGUUCAGAGUGGGUUUUUGUCUCACAGACCCACACAGCCUGCAUGUCAGCCAACCUCGGAGCCCUCCUGAGAACAGGCCAUUAUGCCCAAGAUAAUCCUGAGUGGGGUGACCGUGGAUUUCCCCUUCCAGCCAUACAAAUGCCAGGAGGAGUACAUGGCCAAAGUCCUGGAGUGUCUGCAGAAGAAAGUGAACGGCGUCCUGGAGAGUCCCACGGGCACAGGAAAGACCCUGUGCCUGCUCUGCAGCACGCUGGCCUGGCGGGAGCACCUCCGUGAUGCCAUCUCCGCCCGCAAGAUUGCUGAGAGGACCCAAGGGGAUCUCUUCCUCGAUCGCCCCUUGUCUUCCUGGGGGAAUGCUGCUUCAGAGGGAGACGCCACAGCUUGCUACGCGGACAUCCCAAAGGUCAUUUACGCCUCCAGGACCCACUCGCAGCUCACACAGGUCAUCGGCGAGCUUCGGAACACGUCCUACCGGCCCAGGGUGUGUGUGCUGGGCUCCCGGGAGCAGCUGUGUAUCCACCCCGAGGUGAAGAAGCAGGAGAGUAACCACAUGCAGAUCCACCUGUGCCGCAAGAAGGUGGCAAGUCGCUCCUGUCAUUUCUACAACAACGUAGAAGAAAAGAGCCUGGAGCAGGACCUGGCCACCCCCAUCCUGGACAUCGAGGACCUGGUCAAGAGUGGGAACAGGCACAAGCUGUGCCCAUACUACCUGUCCCGGAAUCUGAAGCAGCAGGCUGACAUCAUCUUCAUGCCCUACAACUACUUGCUGGAUGCCAAGAGUCGCCGGGCACACGGCAUCGAUCUCAAGGGGACGGUGGUGAUCUUCGAUGAAGCUCACAAUGUGGAGAAGAUGUGCGAGGAGUCGGCGUCCUUUGAUCUGACGCCCCAUGAUGUGGCCUCUGGAUUGGACGUCCUUGACCAGAUCCUGGAGGAACAGAGUAGGGCAGCGCAGCAGGGGGAGCUCCGUCUGGAGUUCAGCGCAGACGCCAACUCAGGGCUGAACAUGGAGCUGGAGGACAUUGCGAAGCUGAAGAUGAUCCUGCUCCGCCUGGAGGGCGCCAUCGAUGCUGUGGAGCUGCCUGGAGGUGACGGAGGUGUCACCAAGCCGGGGAGCUACAUCUUCGAGCUGUUUGCCGAGGCCCAGAUCACACUUCAGACCAAGGGCUGCAUCUUGGAGUCCCUGGACCAGAUCAUCCAGCACCUGGCAGGACGCGCAGGGCUGUUCACCCACACGGCGGGACUGCAGAAGCUCGCGGACAUCAUCCAGAUGGUGUUCAGCACAGACCCUGCCGAGGGCAGCUCCCCAGUGGGGCCCGAAGCCUCUCUGUCCUACAAGGUACACAUCCACCCUGACACCAGCCACAGGGGGACAGCUCAUCGGUCAGAUGCUUGGAGCUCCACAGCGUCCAGAAGGCAAGGGAAGGUGCUCAGUUACUGGUGCUUCAGCCCUGGCUGCUGCAUGCGCGAGCUGGUCCGCCAGGGCGUGCGCACGCUCCUCCUCACCAGCGGCACGCUGGCCCCAGUGUCCUCCUUCGCCCUGGAGAUGCAGAUCCCCUUCCCAGUCUGCUUGGAGAACCCGCACGUCAUUGACAAGCACCAGAUCUGGGUGGGGAUUGUCCCCAGAGGCCCUGAUGGAGCCCAGCUGAGCUCCGCCUUUGACAAACGGUUCUCUGACGAGUGCUUGUCCUCUCUGGGGAAGGCGCUAGGUGAGUUCCCGGGAAGCCCUGGCCUGGCUGUCCCAUCCUGGACCCCACCCAUCCAUGGUGUCUGGGGAGCUCGCCUCGCCCCUGCCCAGCCCUGCACCCUUCCCUGCUUUCUCUUCCUGGGGCAGCCGGCGGGGCCUCUGGACGCCCUUCCCACUGACCAUGGCCGCUCAUUUCCAGUCAACAUCACGCGCGUGGUCCCCCAUGGGCUCCUGGUCUUCUUCCCCUCCUACCCCGUCCUGGAGAAAAGCCUGGAGUUCUGGCGGGCCCGGGACUGUGCCAGGAAGCUCGAGGCCCUGAAACCUUUGUUUGUGGAGCCGAGGAGCAAGGGCAGCUUCUCAGAGGUGAUGGGCGCGUACUACGCAGCUGUCGCCUCCCCGGGAUCCCGAGGGGCCGCCUUCCUGGCCGUGUGCCGGGGGAAGGCCAGUGAGGGGCUGGACUUCGCAGAUGUGAAUGGCCGAGGGGUGGUUGUCACGGGUCUCCCGUACCCCCCACGCAAGGACCCCCGGGUCAUCCUCAAGAUGCAGUUCCUAGAUGAGAUGAAGGGCCGGAGUGGGGCCUCGGGCCAGUUCCUUUCUGGGCAAGACUGGUACCGGCAGCAGGCGUCCAGGGCUAUGAACCAGGCCAUCGGGAGGGUCAUCCGGCAUCGCCACGACUAUGGGGCCAUCUUCCUCUGUGACCACAGGUUCACCAGUGCGGACACCAGAGCCCAGUUGCCAUCCUGGGUGCGCCCCCACGUCCAAGUAUACAAUCACUUCGGCCACGUCAUCCGAGAUGUGGCCCAGUUCUUCCGGGUGGCUCAGAAAACAAUGCCGGCGCCCCUAGCUGCCACCCCAAGCCUGGGCCCGGGAGAAGGCACUGUCCCAGUGGCUGUGUCGCUCGGGGCCCUCUCCACCAAGAAAGCCAAGAGUCUGGACCUGCACAUCGCCAGCCUGAGGCGGAGGCCUCCAGGCAUGCCAGCCUCCGGGGACGGCGGGGACACCGAAGGCAGCCUGUGUGUGGAGUAUGAGCAGGAGUCGGUUCACACCCAGCGAAGGCCUGUGGGGCUGCUGGCCGCCCUGGAGCACAGCGAGCAGCUGGCCCGAAGGCCCGGGGAGCAGGCCGGGCCUGGGGAGGAGGAGGCACAGUGCCACUCCAGCACAUCCCUCCCGGGUGAGAAGAGGUCUGUGGCGGAGCAGAGAGGAAGCAGGAAGAAGAUCAGGCUGGUCAGCUGCCAGCAGGAGGGGCUGGCGGCAGGUGCGCAGGCGGACAGAGCCAAGCUCUUCAUGGUGGCCGUGAAGCAGGCACUGAGCCGGGCCAGCUUUGCCGCCUUUACGCAGGCCCUGCAGGAGUACAAGGGCUCGGACGACUUCCAGGCUCUGGUAGACCACCUCAGCCCCCUCUUUGCCCAAGACCCCAAGAAGCACAGCCUGCUCCAAGGUGCCUGGGAUGCCGCAGUCACGGGGUGGGUCAGAGGACACUGGGUGGGUCACCUCGGGGCAGGGUUGUCCCUGCUCCCUAGCAAAGAUCUGGAUGGUGGCUGCAGCGCGUGGCACCCGCGCACCCAGACACCCUCUCCAACAGGCUUCUACCAGUUCGUGCGGCCCCACCACAAGCAGCGAUUUGAGGAGCUCUGCCUCCAGCUGACGGGCCGAGGCUGUAGCCAUCUGCCUGAGCACAGCCUUCCGCGUGGGCAGUGGACACAGCCAGCCCUGGACCCCGGUGGAAGGAGGGAGCCUGUCCCCAAGAUGACCCUGUCCCAGAAUGCGGCCAGGCAGCUGGACACUGGAGGGCACCUGAACCAGGGACAGCCUCACCUGGCCUCCAGGCCGCCACCAGAAGGAGACACUGGCCUCUGUACACAAGAGGGGUGUGGUGCCCCUCAAGCGGAGAAGCCGAGCCAGCCUGCUGUGAGCACCUACCUGGCAGAUGCCCGCAGGGCCCUGGGGGCUGCAGGCUGCAGUCAGCUCCUGGCAGCACUGACCACCUACAAGCGGGAUGAUGACUUUGAGAAGGUGGUGGCUGUGGUGGCAGCACUGACCACCUCGAGGCCUGAGGACUUGCCGCUGCUGCAGAGGUUCAGCAUGUUCGUGCGCCCACACCACAAGCUGCGCUUCUGGCAGACGUGUGCAGACCUGACCGGCCGGCCCACCCCGGACACAGGCACUGUGCCCCCGGGACCCCAGGAAGGGAGCUCCGAGGUGUUUCCCAUCCUCACCCCCAGGGUGACCUGCUGGUGCUCUUGCCACCCCUACCCUGUCACCCCAGAGCCUCCGCAGCCUUGGGAGGCACGGGCAGCAGAGGCGCACCAGCCACCCCUCAGACUCACUCCUCUGUGUCCAGGCCCCUCCGAGCCAGAGAGACUAGGGAGGACCCAGAGCAAGAUCUCCUCCUUCCUCAGGCCACGGCUGGACCCCCAUGACCCCACGGACAGACAGUCUGAGUGGACCCCCAGGAGGACACUGCGUACUGGACCUGGGGUGCCUCCGCCAGGAAACAGAGCCACGGGCCACUCUUCUGAGACGACUGGGCACAGCAGGGCCUCCAAGGCUGAGGCCACCCUCCCUGGAUGCAGCAUGGACACUUGUCUGCUGGCUCAGGGUGGGCCAGGCCCAGCACCAGCAACCUGCCAGUCAGAGAGGCCGGUCUGCACAAGGGACACCCCUGAGACCGCAACCAGGUCUCGGGCCACCUGGGAGAAGCCCUGAAGCCACCGUGGGGUGGGUGGGUGAGGUGCUUCCCCAGAACUUUCCCUGGCUGCUGGCUUGUGGGGGUGGGGGGCUCAGGGGUCCACAGCUGGGCCGCACCUGGAACAGGUGGUCUGCUCCCUGGCAUGCUGGGACUGAGCCUGGGGGUGGGCUGAAUAAAGCUGCUGGCAUAUAGGGAUGCUCUUCGCAUUGCCUGGGCUUGGUGAUGGUGUUUGAGGUGCCAGAGAGAAAGGAUGGGGGCAUCUGCACGGGGUCCCCCUCCCACCGUCCCACGAGAGGGUGCUGUGAGCAUGUUGUCUGAACUUGGCUCAGCCUCCAUCCUUGCAGCUGGACAGGAAGACACUGAUACCAGAGGAAAGAGGAACUUGCCUCUCCCCCCGCGCCCCUUAUACCUCCCUGGAAGGCUUUGUCACUGGAUCACAAGCUGUGCCUGGUGAUAGGAGGGCCUUCAUAGGACUGCCUCCUGCACUAGGGGGGCAGGGGGACUGGGCCAGGCCAGGCGAGGGUGCUGCGACUGUGCCCCAAACUGGGUCAGAACAUGCCCUAGCUGGUUUGGCUCAGUGGAUAGAGUUGACCUGCAAACUGAAGGGUCGUGGGUUCAAUUCCA
Molecule: messenger RNA, 5263 nt
Organism: Myotis davidii
Lineage: Eukaryota; Metazoa; Chordata; Mammalia; Chiroptera; Vespertilionidae
Gene: RTEL1
Product: regulator of telomere elongation helicase 1
Exons: 32
Coding region: 349-4656 (1435 amino acids)
Biological process (GO): DNA repair; DNA recombination; negative regulation of DNA recombination
Cellular component (GO): nucleus
Molecular function (GO): hydrolase activity, acting on acid anhydrides, in phosphorus-containing anhydrides; DNA helicase activity; DNA polymerase binding
Source: RefSeq, a predicted model, not a curated record